AUGGCUAAAGACUCUAAACGCAUCCCGUCUCAUUUCAAGACAAUUUUCGACGCCGACACCCCCGAGGAUCGCAUCAAAGCAUGGAUAUCGCUUGAGAAGAACGACAAUGGUCAGCUCAAGUCCGGGAACUGGAUGCGUGAGAUUAUGCCCCACGUCACACUCCUCUCGACAGACGCAUCAAGCCCGCACCCCUCAGCGACCUUCUCCUUCACGGUCCAGCCGGACCACUGCAAUAGGGGCGGCAAUCUGCACGGCGGCUGCGCGGCGACGCUCUUCGACUUUCUUACCACCCUCCCGCUGGCCCUCAUCAACGACAAGCCGGGCUUCUGGCAGUUCCUCGGCGUCUCGCGCACCCUUAGCUGCAGCUACCUCCGCCCGGCCCCCUGUGGGGAAGAGUGCAUCGUCGAGUGCGAGAUUGUCCAGGUCGGCCGCACCUUGUGCCAGCUCAAGGGCGUCCUGCGGAGGAAGAGCGACAACGUCAUCCUGGUUACGUGUGAACACCAUAAGUACAACACGGACCCGCCUGUGAGCAGCAAAUUGUAG
Colletotrichum aenigma is the source of this 543-nucleotide messenger RNA. It is a transcript of the gene Acot13, whose product is annotated as Acyl-coenzyme A thioesterase 13. Bases 1 to 543 code for a protein of 180 amino acids. The transcript has 2 exons. The record is from RefSeq and is a predicted model, not a curated record. Lineage: Eukaryota; Fungi; Ascomycota; Sordariomycetes; Glomerellales; Glomerellaceae. Gene Ontology annotation, molecular function: fatty acyl-CoA hydrolase activity.